Molecule: messenger RNA, 3658 nt
Organism: Rhineura floridana
Lineage: Eukaryota; Metazoa; Chordata; Lepidosauria; Squamata; Rhineuridae
Gene: SKIDA1
Product: SKI/DACH domain containing 1
Exons: 2
Coding region: 811-3456 (881 amino acids)
Source: RefSeq, a predicted model, not a curated record
UCGUCUGGGACGGAGGGCAGAGGGUGGGGUGGAACAAACCGAAGCCUCCAGGGAAAUUCUUCCUCAGCGCCAGUGAGAAUUGCACCCUGUAAGUCAGAAGCAUCCUUCUGACCCAUGGCAACCUUCCUCCUCCUCUUCCCCUUUCUCCUCCCCCCCUCCUUUUUCCAAGCUCCUCUCGGCUCUGUUGCUAUCUUUUCUCCCUGCUGGAAGCAAUCAACACGCAGGCAAUCCUGGCGUGGACGCGAGGACUAGAGGGGGCCUCUCCUCCACCUUGUGAGCUAGCACCGGGGAACUGUGGAAAAGUAGAGCCAUUUCUGGCUUAUCUAGGCUUUGUUAUGGGUCUGACGUGAGCCCACGUCCCGAUCUCUCUCUCUUUCUCUCUCUCCCAACCUCCUCCUCUCCCCCUCCUCUUCCCCUCCCCCCAAUAUCACAGGCAGAAUUUCAGAGAAAAGUGUUACAGUAUUAGGGGGCUGGAGCCCAGGAGAACCACGCAGCCCCAAAGAAUCCCCAGUAGCAACAACUUAGGUCUCGGAAAGCGAGAAAGACGAGGAGGAAGGAAGGGGCCGAUCUGACAAACCAGGAUGCCUUGAGACCCAAUCCAGUACCUGGCUGAGGAUUUUUAUAGCAUUUUCUGUGUGGAUUUCCUCUCCCACCCGCGCCACCCCCGCGGGCUGCACACCUUUUAUUCUGCGGCCGAUCGCUGUUCCAGCCGGGGUGCGUGUCUAUGUGUGGGGGUGGGGGGGCCCCGCCGGCCUCUCGUUUUAUGCUCCCUCCCCCUGCCCCGAUGCCGGGGGUCGUCUAAGGCGCACCAUGGGAGACCACCUGAAGUCGGGCUUCGAAGAGGUGGACGGCGUGCGCCUGGGUUACCUGGUGAUCCACGGCAAACAGAUGUUCGCCCUCUCGCAGGUCUUCACGGAUCUGCUGAAGAACAUCCCGCGGACGACGGUGCACAAGCGCAUGGACCACCUGAAAGUCCAGAAGCACCACUGCGACCUGGAGGAGCUGCGGAAGCUCAAAGCCAUCAACUCCAUCGCCUUCCAUGCCGCCAAAUGCACCCUCAUCUCCCGGGAGGACGUGGAGGCGCUUUACACCUCCUGCAAGACCGAGAGAGUGCUGAAGGCCAAGCGCAGGGGGGCAGGCCCCGUCCAAACGGCCCCCGGGCCGGACCCUUACGCGGCCUUUUGGAAAGACGGCGGCGGGAAACUUUGGCUGGGUUUGAAUGGGGCCGCCGCGCCUCUAGGUAGCAGCAGCAGCGGCAGCAGGAGGAGACAAGCGUGGCGCGCGGCGGCGGAGUCGGGCGCUUUCCUACCGGCUUCGAAUCUACCUCACUUUUGGAGCAAAUCCCCCGGGCGCAGCUCGCCGGGACUGGCCCGCUCCGCUGGCAAAGGGCCGGCAAACUAUGAAACUGCCCCGCUGGGCCCGCGCUACGUCUCCCUGGCCUCAGAGCGGGCUUGUUUUCGGAGCCUGUUUUGCUCCAAGCACCCCCAUUACUACUACCACUCCUCGGCCGCCAUUGCCAGCCAGCCUAAGCUCGCCGCCGCCGCAGCUGCCGCCGCCGCCGCCGCCGCCACCACCGGAGGCGGCCCGUUGGCUUUGGGCUGCCGGUCAAAGAGGAAAAAAGCCGCCGAGGGCCUCUUCACGCCGGACUGCGGGAGACAUCUGCUCCUGGUGCCCCGCGCUUGCAAGCCGGCCAAAGCCGCCUUGUCCGACCGGCUGCCGGGCUUGAACGGCUUCCGGGCGCCGCCGCCGUCGCACCAGCCUUUCCCGGAGACUUCCUACAGCAGCGACUCGGACUCCAGCUCCUAUUCGGAUCACGCGGCCAACGACUCCGAUUUCUGCUCCAGUUUGACUAGCACCAGCAAUUCUGGAUCUUCAGAGGAAGAGGAGGAGGAGGAGGAAGGCAGCUGUGCUUCGGAGUCCAGCGAACUGAGCUCCGACGAGGACGAGGAAGAGGAGGAGGAAGAAGAAGAGGAGGAAGAAGAAGAGGAAGAAGAGAGCAGCUCCGAAUCGGAUUCCAGCUCCGGCUCCAGCCAAGCCUCGGUGCAGAGCAUCCGCUUCAGGCGCACCAGCUUCUGCAAGUCGCCCAGCCUAGUGGCUCCUCAAGCCAGCCUCUUGCCCCAGCCUUCCCCUUCGGCAGCCGACCAGCUCCCCGGCCCCGCGCGGGGCAUCAAAGCCGAAGCGUCGGAGGAGGAGGACUGGAGCAGCCCGACGGCCGGCUGGGUGCCCAAAGUCGAGCCCUGUCUGGACUGUCAGAACCACGCCGGCGGCUUGUGCUUUGGGGAGCUCAGCGUAGCUAGGGGCGGCGGGACCCUCUUAGCUGGCCAGUGCUCCUCCCCGGCGCCUGAUGUGAAGUCUCCCGACCUGACAGCCGUCCCCUGCCUGGUCAGGGCACCCCCGUCGCCCAGCCCAAAGACGAGCCAUGCUUUGCCACAGCCAAGAUUCCUCCGAGAGGCGGGGAUAUGCCAGCCUGCCACCUGGCCUUCAUCUCCUCCUCUUCCUCAAGCUCCUGCAGAGAGCCCCACUGCUGCUCUUGGGGGGCUGCCCAAGGAGUCCCCUGAAGCUGCCCAGACCGAUUGCCCAUUGACCCCCUGCCCGGGCUCUUCCUCAUCCUCCUCUUCCCAAAGCCAGCCAGAGGUGGCGCCGGCUGCGGCUGCCUCCCCCGAGUCCCUUGGACCAGCCCAGCUGUUGCCCCUUGUGCCCAUUGCCCAGAUCAAAGUCGAGGACAGCAGUGCCAACGCCGACUAUGGAGCCGUCCCCGUCCAGAGCCAGCCCCCGCUCAAAUGUGAAGGCAGCGAAGAGGAGCCCAAGCUGGAAGCGGACAGCGAGCUCUCCCCACCGACCAGUCCGACCCAGCUGCCUCAGGACCUUCUCCUCCCAGCCAAGGAAGACCCCGCCUGCACUGACGAGCCCCCCAGCCCUCCCUUGAGCCCCCCGCCGUCGGCCUCUCCGAGCCAGGCCCUCGCUGCAUGCACUUUAGGCGCUGCUGCUGCUGCUGCUGCUGCUGCCGCCAAACCCGAGGACGGGGAGUACAAAUUCGGAGCCCGGGUGCGGAAGAACUACCGGACUUUGGUGCUGGGCAAGCGAGUACUGCUGUCUAGCCCCGCGCCGCUCAAACCAAAUCUGAAAUCCGUCCGGAGCCCCCGGCUGCCUCCGGGGAAACUGCUAGAGGCCCACGACGGCGGCACACUGGAUGACUUGACAGUUCUCAGUCGGCGCAAAAGGGUGGCCGGCAACGUCGCCUCCGCCGUCAAAAGGCCCUUUAGUUUCAUGGGCAACUUUCCCUGCCCGCCCUCCUUAGUGGUUGGCCUCGACGGGGAUUUGUUGCCAGCCUACACCUUAAACACCGCCAAGGAUGCCCAGCCACCUCCCAAGGCCCAUCCUGUCUGGAAAUGGCAGCUGGGCGGGUCAGCAAUACCUCUUCCACCCAGCCACAAAUUCAGGAAAUUUCAUUCAUGAGAGAGAUUGAAUGGGAACUCUACUUCAUGGUUGUCCUUGUGUUGUCCUUGGCCUUUUACUUCUUUUCCUGACCUUGGAGAAUCUAUGCUGGAUGCUGGUUUUUCCCAUCACAUCCGAUAUGUUUUAUUUUUUGGAAUCCUGGUUUAUUCUAUUUUUGGAGGAUGACAAAAAUAAAAUCGGAUUACUAUUUUCUUUGCCAUGA